Medicago truncatula (barrel medic) is the source of this 4173-nucleotide messenger RNA. Its product is annotated as ABC transporter B family member 15. The record is from RefSeq and is a predicted model, not a curated record. NCBI's taxonomy places the organism in Eukaryota, Viridiplantae, Streptophyta, Magnoliopsida, Fabales, Fabaceae. Gene Ontology annotation, biological process: transmembrane transport. Gene Ontology annotation, molecular function: ABC-type transporter activity; ATP hydrolysis activity; ATP binding. The transcript is spliced from 7 exons. Gene Ontology annotation, cellular component: membrane. Bases 61 to 3852 code for a protein of 1263 amino acids.
CACAAAUAUAUAGUGACUAGAAAAUCAUAUCAUAUCAUUAGAAUAGAAAAGGGGGCCACUAUGGGUGGUGGUGAUCAGAAAAAUGUUUCCAUUAAUGAUAAGAAAAAGAAAAAUGGUUCUUUCAAGUCCAUUUUCAUGCAUGCUGAUGUUCUUGAUUGGUUUUUCAUGGCUUUUGGUUUUUUUGGGGCUAUUGGUGAUGGCAUGAUGGUCCCUUUCGUGUUGUUUAUCACAAGCAAAAUUAUGAACUCUGUUGGUAGUGCUUCUGGAACAUCAAGCAGCAAUUUUGUCCAUGAUGUCAAUAAGAAUGCAGUUGUUGUGCUAUACAUGGCCUGUGCUUCUUUUUUUGUAUGCUUCCUAGAGGGCUAUUGUUGGACAAGAACAGGUGAAAGACAAGCUGCAAGAAUGAGAGUUAGGUACUUAAAAGCAGUUCUAAGACAAGAAGUAUCAUACUUUGAUUUGCAUGUUACAAGCACAACAGAUGUCAUCACCAGUGUAUCUAGUGACAGCCUAGUAAUUCAAGAUGUUCUUAGUGACAAGGUUCCAAAUUUUUUGGUGAAUGCAUCUAGGUUCCUUUCAAGCAACAUAGUAGCAUUUGCAUUAUUAUGGAGAUUGGCUAUUGUUGGAUUCCCUUUUAUGGUUCUUCUUGUGAUCCCUGGUUACAUGUAUAAGAGGAUUUCGAUGAGGUUGGCUAGAAAGAUUAGAGAAGAGUACAAUCAAGCUGGUACAAUAGCGGAACAAGCAAUAUCUUCUAUAAGAACUGUUUAUUCUUUUGUAGGGGAAAGCAAAACUCUAGCAGCUUUCUCUAAUGCUUUGGAAGGGUCAGUGAAAUUAGGUUUGAAACAAGGUUUGGCUAAAGGCUUAGCCAUAGGAAGCAAUGGUGUUGUCUAUGCUAUAUGGUCUUUAAUAUUCUACUAUGGUAGCAUAAUGGUCAUGUAUCAUGGUGCUAAAGGCGGUACAGUAUUUGUAGUUGGAGUAACAUUAGCAAUUGGUGGAUUGGCUUUUGGAACUUGUUUCUCAAAUGUGAGGUACUUCGCAGAAGCAAGUGUGGCAGGAGAAAGAAUAAUGGAAGUGAUAAAAAGAGUUCCAACGAUAGAUUCUGAAAACAUGGAAGGUGAAAUUAUAGAGAAAGUCUUGGGGGAAGUUGAGUUCAACAAUGUUGAAUUUGUGUAUCCAUCAAGACCAGAAAGUGUGAUCUUAAAUGAUUUUUGCUUAAAGGUUCCAUCAGGAAAAACAGUGGCAUUAGUAGGAGGAAGUGGUUCAGGAAAAUCAACGGUUGUAUCACUUUUACAAAGAUUUUAUGAUCCAAUUGGUGGAGAGAUUCUUCUUGAUGGAGUUGCUAUUCAUAAGUUGCAACUUAAGUGGCUUAGGUCACAAAUGGGUUUAGUAAGUCAAGAACCUGCUUUGUUUGCAACAAGCAUUAAGGAGAAUAUACUUUUUGGAAGAGAGGAUGCUACAUAUGAAGAAAUUGUGGAUGCUGCCAAAGCUUCCAAUGCUCAUAAUUUCAUAUCAAUGUUGCCACAAGGAUAUGAUACUCAGGUUGGGGAGAGGGGAAUUCAAAUGUCUGGGGGACAAAAGCAAAGGAUUGCCAUUGCAAGAGCCAUAGUAAAAAUGCCAAAAAUUCUAUUGCUAGACGAAGCAACAAGUGCUCUCGAUUCUGAAUCUGAACGAGUUGUCCAAGAAGCUCUAGACAAAGCUGUAGUUGGACGCACCACCAUCAUCAUCGCUCACCGCUUAUCCACCAUCCAAAAUGCAGACAUCAUUGCAGUUGUUCAAAAUGGUAAGAUCAUGGAAACAGGAUCUCACGAAAGCCUCAUGCAAAAUGACAGUUCCAUUUACACAUCCCUAGUUCAUCUCCAACACACCAAAAAUGACCAAGACGGUGAUACCCUAUCUAUCAUGAAUAAACAUCACAUUAGUUGUAGAUUUUUGAGUCGUUCUAGCUCUUUCAACUCAAUGACACAUGGUGGUGGUGAUGUCGUUAAUUAUAACAAUGUUGUUGAAGAUGUUGUUAACGACAUUGAUCAUAAUACUAAUAAGAAGAAGAAAAAGGUGAAGGUUCCUUCAUUUCGAAGAUUGUUGGCAAUGAAUGCUCCAGAAUGGAAGCAAGUAUGUUUGGGGUGUUUGAGUUCAGUUUUAUUCGGUGCGGUUCAACCUAUAUCCACAUUUGCAACGGGGGCAGUUGCAUCGGUUUAUUUUCUGAAUGACCGUGAUGAGAUGAAGAAGCAGAUUAGGAUGUAUGCUUUUUGUUUUCUAGGGUUGGCUUUGGCCUCUAUUGUUUUCAAUAUGCUUGAACAGUAUAGCUUUGCUUACAUGGGAGAGUACUUGACUAAGAGGAUUAGAGAAAGAAUGUUUUCCAAGAUACUCACUUUUGAAGUUGGUUGGUUUGAUGAGGAUCAAAAUUCUACGGGUGUUAUUUGCUCUAGACUUGCCAAAGAAGCCAACGUGGUAAGAUCUGUGGUGGGUGAUAGUUUGUCACUAGUGGUACAAACUAUAUCAGCAAUGGUAGUAACAUGUACAAUGGGUCUAAUUAUUACAUGGAGACUAUCCAUUGUUAUGAUAUCAGUUCAACCAAUUACCAUUUUUUGUUACUACACAAGACGUGUUCUUCUUAAUAACAUGUCAAGUAAAGCCAUUAAGGCUCAAGAUGACAGUAGCAAAAUAGCUGCUGAAGCUGUUUCAAAUCUAAGAAUCAUCACAUCUUUUUCAUCACAAAAUAGAAUCCUCAAAAUGCUUGAAAAAGCCCAACAAGGCCCACGUCAUGAAAGUAUCAGACAAUCUUGGUAUGCGGGUAUUGGACUUGCAUGUUCACAAAGCCUCAUUUUUUGUACUAGAGCCUUAAACUUUUGGUAUGGUGGAAAACUUGUCUCACAAGGAUAUAUAACAAAAAAUCAAUUUUUUGAGACAAUUAUGAUUUGGAUAAGCAUUGGAAAAGUUAUUGCAGAUGCUGCGAGUAGCAUGACUAAUGAUCUUGCUAAAGGUUCUGAUGCCGUCAGAUCAGUUUUUGCAAUUCUUGAUAGGUAUACGAAAAUUAAGUCGGACGACUUAGAAGGUUUCAGAGCUGAAAAGUUGAUAGGAAAAAUUGUAUUUCAUGACGUACAUUUUUCAUAUCCGGCUAGGCCUAAUGUGAUGGUCUUUCAAGGGUUCUCUAUUGAAAUUGACGCCGGAAAAUCAACGGCUUUGGUUGGGGAAAGUGGUUCUGGAAAAUCGACAAUCAUAGGACUAAUUGAGAGAUUCUAUGAUCCACUUAAAGGGAUAGUGACAGUUGAUGGUAGAGACAUAAAAACUUAUAAUCUACGAUCAUUAAGGAAACAUAUUGCACUUGUGAGUCAAGAACCAACAUUGUUUGGUGGUACCAUAAGAGAAAAUAUUGUAUAUGGAGCAUAUGAUGAUAAAGUUGAUGAGAGUGAGAUUAUAGAGGCAUCAAAGGCUGCAAAUGCUCACGAUUUCAUAUCAAGCUUAAAAGAUGGUUAUGAUACACUGUGUGGUGAUAGAGGAGUUCAACUUAGUGGUGGUCAAAAACAAAGAAUUGCAAUAGCUAGAGCUAUAUUGAAGAAUCCAGAGGUGUUGCUUUUGGAUGAAGCAACAAGUGCACUUGAUAGUCAAUCAGAGAAAUUAGUCCAAGAUGCUUUAGAAAAGGUCAUGGUUGGAAGGACAAGCGUGGUUGUAGCACAUAGGUUGAGUACUAUUCAAAACUGUGAUUUGAUUGCUGUUUUGGAUAAGGGAAUUGUUGUUGAGAAAGGAACACAUUCAUCUUUGUUGUCUAAAGGGCCAAGUGGAGCAUAUUACUCUUUGGUAAGUCUACAAAGAAGACCAAACAAUAUAAUUGCUGAUUCUUGCCAUGAAAUUAACUAAAUAAACAUGAUCAAGUUUCCAUGUUUAAAGGUAGAAGCUAUGAAGAAGAAUUGAUGAUGGAGUUGUUGUGGUAAUAUGUGAAAUUAAAAGAAAAAUGAGAAGAGGGGUAGGGAAAUCGUUUGUUCCUUAGAUUCCAAAAAAAAAAAUCAUGCAUACAAUCAUCAAAAUUGGUUGUCUCUAAGUCUAACAUAGCACAAUUCCUAUGUUGAUCAUUAUAUGCUUAUAUUGUUAUAUAAUUACAUUUUGCUUGACUAUGUAAUCUUUGUUGGUCUCUAUGUCCUAUGAUUAAAUGGAGUUAGGGAGAGGACACUUAUUUGUAAA